Molecule: messenger RNA, 456 nt
Organism: Lodderomyces jiufengensis
Lineage: Eukaryota; Fungi; Ascomycota; Pichiomycetes; Serinales; Debaryomycetaceae
Exons: 1
Coding region: 1-456 (151 amino acids)
Source: RefSeq, a predicted model, not a curated record
AUGGCAAUUGGAAAGUCAACAAAAACCAUAAAAACCAGAACUUCAAAAAAAUAUACAGAACAAGAUAUUGUGAAAGCAUUAGCCCUCUUGAAAGAAGACAGUAGUAUUUCUGUAAAUUCGGUUGCAAAAAGGUUCCACAUUCCUCAACGUACUCUUCAAAAUAGAGUAAGUGGUACCAGAUCUCGUCAAGAAAGUCACCAAAAGCAACAAAUAUUAACUCCAAGACAAGAAUAUCAACUUGCAACUUAUUUGGUUGCAUGUAAUGACAAGCAUCAAGGUUUAUCACGUGCUGAAGUUGUUGAAGAAGCUCAAGCUAUUUUAAAAGCAGAUGGUCAAGAUAUUAAAAUUGGUAAACAUUGGUGUGCUAGAUUUAUGGUCCGCCAUGAUGUUUUGAAACUGAUGAGAGCUGCUAUUUUUGAAGAUUCCAAAGCAUUGAGUUGUGAUAAAGACGAAUAA